Molecule: messenger RNA, 468 nt
Organism: Capsicum annuum
Lineage: Eukaryota; Viridiplantae; Streptophyta; Magnoliopsida; Solanales; Solanaceae
Product: 30S ribosomal protein S31, mitochondrial
Exons: 1
Coding region: 1-264 (87 amino acids)
Biological process (GO): plastid translation
Cellular component (GO): plastid; ribosome
Source: RefSeq, a predicted model, not a curated record
AUGGCGAUUACACAGUGGUGCAUCUCAGCAGCGAGGAGAAUGACGGUGAUGAUGAUGUCACAACGUAUGGGAUAUUCAUCUUCAGCGGCGAUUGGAGGUCCGAUGGUUUGCGGGCGAGGGGACAAGAGAACGAAGAAAGGGAAGAGAUUCAAAGGUUCGUAUGGCAAUUCAAGGCCCCAAAAGGAUAAGAAAAUCGAACGCAUCAAAGAUAAAGUUGAGGUUCCCAGGUCUACCCCUUGGCCUCUUCCUUUCAAACUCAUCUAGUCUUGCUUAAUUAUGUUCUUCUUAUGAAUGAAUGUGUUCACUUCUCAAGACGUGUAGACCAAUUGUGUUUUGAUUGCUUUGUUCAGCUACUAGCUCUAUUGCUAUUUCCAUACAAAGUUAUUAUCAUAUCGCACUUUAGAAUAAGAGCUGAAUUUACAUUUCUGUGAUUAAAAUAGGUGCUUUAUCAAAACUCACUUUUGGUUA